Messenger RNA from Fonsecaea pedrosoi CBS 271.37, 1992 nucleotides. RefSeq lists its product as uncharacterized. The record is from RefSeq and is a predicted model, not a curated record. The coding region runs from base 1 to 1992 and encodes 663 amino acids. Gene Ontology annotation, biological process: DNA-templated transcription. Gene Ontology annotation, molecular function: DNA binding; zinc ion binding. The transcript is spliced from 5 exons. NCBI's taxonomy places the organism in Eukaryota, Fungi, Ascomycota, Eurotiomycetes, Chaetothyriales, Herpotrichiellaceae.
AUGUUGGUACAUGGGCCACCGUUCCGAGAACCGGCCAAGGUUGCUCUUCAUAGCCCUCUUCAGAAUGCACAUCGGGAGCAGGAAUGCCAGCCUCCACGAUCGGCCCAGGUGCAAGAGCAAGGCUAUGAGGUAUCCGGCUCGCACGACGGAUUCUUUUCCAGUGUUGUAAAGGUCGUCUCGCACGAUGGCGACCACUCCUUUCCCACGGGCCAUACGGCUUUCUAUACAUCCAAAAUCCUGAUGCCCGGAGACAACGCAUCCGUGGUGGGAAAUACGCUGUUGAGUCUUCCCACGGAGGCCGAGGCAGAUUUUCAUCUCUCGACCUUCUUUCUCUACUUGGAGAGUAAUUGGUUUUAUUUUGAGGAAACCUGGCUCAGAGAGGUCUUUUCUCUGGUUUUCCAAGCCAAGAGAGGGCAAUGUCAGGUGGACGACACACUGCUGUGCCUGUCGCUAAUGGUCAUGGCGCUGGGCGCCUCAUUCAAGCAUUUGCGUUCCUUGGACUCAAAGAUGGACCAGAACAGGCAAACACAGCAACAUGAUCAUCCUUCAGACACCCUCCCUGGCGCCGAGUAUUUCAAUCAGGCCCAACGACUGAUCCCGCAAGCCCUCCGACGACCCUCCUUGCUUAGCGUGCAGGUAUGUCUUCUCACAUCGAUUUACGGUAUGCCCUCGGACAACAGGGAGAUGGGAUACACAUACAGCGGCAUGGCGUUGAGAAUGUGCGUGGCCCUGUCUUUUCAUAGAAAGGAUGGCUCGCCCAAUAUAUCAGAGAAGGCCCGGGAAGUGCAAAAGCGUGUGUUCUGGACAGUGUAUUGUAUUGAACGCCGAAUCUCCAUGGCUCUAGGAUAUCCGGAGAUGCUUCAAACCACGGAGAUAUCCAUCUCACUACCAACGCGCCUGGACGACAUUGACCAGAGUUGUCCUACUCGAGUGGAUCGUCUGACAGCUUUCACAGAGCUCACUCUGCUUCACAGCCUGGUAAUUCGGAAGAGACUGGAUGGUUCGGAUCUCAUCGCCUUGAACGAGAUUCGAACAUUGCUCGAGCAGUGGAAGGAUCGACUACCGCCGAGUAUUUUGGACCAUUCUAAAGCUCAGGUCCGGGCCACCCUGCACCUGGAUAUGAUGUACCAGAUGGUUUGGGUCGAUCUAGGUCGACGGACCUUACUCGAUCUCGUGAAAAACCAUCUCAAGGGCCAGCACGGCGGCGUCCCGCAUGGGAGAGAAACCGGAGAGCAAACGCCCGUCCAGCGAGAGUUAUCGACCCGCUGCGUCGGGGCCGCACUCAAAGUUCUGGAGGCCAUUGCUACUCUUCACCGUCGGUCUCUACUUGCUCGGUUUUCUUACACGGACUUACAUUCAUGCAUCUCCGCCACAGUCAUCCUUCUCUUGGGAAGCAUCCAGCACGAGGAGUCCGAGCAGCUUCCGUCAUUUCAACAUGCUAUCGACCAGGGCAUGGAAGCCUUGGAUUUCCUGGCAGGAGGCGACAAAAAUGCAGGACAUGGGUAUAAGCUCGUCCGACUUUUACAGAAUACGGUAGCUCGCCUUCGAAGACGGGCGCAUGUCCGGAGAGGUGGUCCUGGGAUCUCAUCUUCGACAUUGGCGUCGCCGUUACCACCACGGCCAGGUGAUGAAAGUGAUGACCAUCAGAACAAAGUCGAUAGUGGACCUAGACCCUCUCCAGCGGAGGGAAGUGUGCAUGACCCUGUCGAACUGCCGUGGUCAGGAGGCCUCGAGCCGCGGCCGGCAGCAGAUCGUGCUCACCACUUUCCUCACUUAGGCCAAACGGCUCGACCAGAUAACUACGGCGGCCACCGGGAAGACCAUCGAGGUUUGGACUUUGCCACUUGGGAGUCCCUGUCGGCGUAUUACUCUGCCCAAGACUUGCAACUGUUUGGGUUUGAUGGCUUUCAGAUCUUCGGCGAGGGAGAUUUGGUGGAUGAAUUCGGCACGAGCCCCCCAGACGAUCGCGGCCAGGCUGGUUUCAGCACAUGA